Tachysurus vachellii is the source of this 749-nucleotide messenger RNA. RefSeq lists its product as uncharacterized. Bases 93 to 749 code for a protein of 218 amino acids. NCBI's taxonomy places the organism in Eukaryota, Metazoa, Chordata, Actinopteri, Siluriformes, Bagridae. The record is from RefSeq and is a predicted model, not a curated record. The transcript is spliced from 2 exons.
GCUGUUUCCGCGCAUGCGCCGUGAGAUAAAGCGCGCUGCUCGACUCCCGUUCGUUUCAUUCAACAGUAUCGGCCCGUCGAUCACAGGUCACCAUGCACAAAAAAUCUGUGUUUUGCCCAGGGUGCAUUAAGGUCGUGUUCCGUAAGGGACCACUCGGAUAUCUCCUUCAGGACCCGACUGAGGAGGCCAGGGUGAUCAAAGAUAACCCAGCUCUUCAGGACAAGUCGGCACCAAAGAAGGAGGAGCUUGUCAGGCAAAAUGCUCUUGCUGUGGUCCGUCAGAGAGGAGGCGACGCCUCUGACAAAAGAGAAGUUCUUGGUGAAUACAUCCUGCAGUUUGGAAAGUACAAGGGGAAAUCUUUCCGGUGGCUUCUUGAAAAUGACAUGGGUUACACCAUCUACCUGAUAAAGAACCUUCAGCAGGAAGAGGCCAUGGGGGUCUUUACAUCAGAAGGACCCAGCAAGAGCAGUCUGUUAUCCUUUUCUAAUUAUGCCUGCAGUUUUAACGAAAUUCAGUCUCUGCUCAGUUAUGUGUCCAAAAAUCCAGGUGUACCAGCAGCCUCGUCGGAGGUGACCAGCUGGUUGGUUUUGGUGCUCAUGCGAAGAGUACGUGGCAGGAGAUUUGGAACAACAGGGCUGAUGGUUAUGCAUCCUUUAUAUUGUGGGCAACUUGUGUCCCGGGGACACGGAUGUACAAGCGGCAGCAAUACCUGCGUAAUCAGAUGCAGUCUGCCCGUCCGCAGCUUCUAA